Messenger RNA from Ziziphus jujuba (common jujube), 2946 nucleotides. Its product is annotated as CDP-diacylglycerol--serine O-phosphatidyltransferase 1. The transcript has 13 exons. Gene Ontology annotation, biological process: phosphatidylserine biosynthetic process. Gene Ontology annotation, molecular function: L-serine-phosphatidylethanolamine phosphatidyltransferase activity. The record is from RefSeq and is a predicted model, not a curated record. The coding region runs from base 1255 to 2547 and encodes 430 amino acids. Lineage: Eukaryota; Viridiplantae; Streptophyta; Magnoliopsida; Rosales; Rhamnaceae.
UUAUCGUAAGGAAAAAAAAAAAAUUAAAAAAAAAAAACAGCAUUUCUGAUUUCUUGGUGUUUUCGUUUUAAAAAUUCAAAAUUUUUUAGUAAUUUAUAUUUAUUAUUACCAGUUAUUGACUAUGUUUCUUACAUGCAAUGUUUUGACUUGAAUUGUAUUUUGCUUAUUGAUUGGUUUUUCUUCUGAAUUUAAUCGUUAAUGCGUGGUUUUUGUAGUUUUGAUUUAAUUUACUUUUUUGAUCAUUUCUUUUAGUAGGCUUUCCUCUAAUUUUUCAUGUAUGUAUUAACUUUCCAUUUAUCAGGGUCUUUGUUUUAGUGAAUUUUGAUGUAUUUAUUGGACGAAUUUGGUCUGCAUGUAGAUUUUAAUAGGUAAUAUAUUUGUCAUUGAGCAGCUUUUUAAGGCCGUUUUGAUUGUUAUUCUUCUUCUUAUUCUUAUUAUUUUUCUGGGUAAAGGAAAUCCUUUUGAUUAGCAAUUGAUUUUUAGCUCGUUUUGUGUUAUGUAGAAUUAACAAUGGUUUCCGUUAAAUGUUAUUCAGAAGCUUAUUUUUCACUUAUUUGAUAAAUUGGGUUGCAGAUACUGUCAUUUUGAUAGUGCUGUGAAAUUUAUGGUUUUUGAAAUGGAGUACUGUUGGAGCAUAAGAAUUUAGUUUAACCAUAGAAGGUAUCGGAUUUACUGCUUCUAGUUUGGUUGUGGUUUUAAAUAUUUACCUGGAAAGUAUAUAGUAUAAUGUAUCCUCUAUUGGUGCCUGAAAUGGCUGUAGAACAUGUUAAAAAAUGUCUUAAUCGUGCCUAAUAGUUUGGAUCAUUAGAUGGGUUUUAGAUGUGGAGUUUGUGUUAAUCUUCGAUGAAUUGAGGCAGAACUCUGGUUUUGAUCUUUGAAGGUUUGUAGGCUUACAUCUUUUUAUUUUUGUAAAUAUCUAUUUGGAGGAUAUAGCAUAACACUUUUCCCGAUGGAAUUUUUUGUGGAAGUGAGCUGUUACUUUAUAGAAAACCGGUGUUAUGUCGCAUAACCUGUAGGACAAUUCUGUAGGGACUGUACCUCUAGGUGGGCUAAGCUGUAUUAGAUUUAUGUCUGACUGAUUUUCCAUGUUUUUUAUGGAGUAUAUGUCUCAAACAUAUAAUUCUCAGUGGCUUGUGGGCAUCAGAUAUCUGUCUUGUAACCGUCAUAGAAUUUGAAAGAAUCAAACUGUUAUCUUGAACGGGGCCAUGGAAAAUCAUUACAGGGAGCAGGUUCUACCUCUUGGACAUAAUCCUCAUGGAGCCUAACGGUCAUAGGAGAGUGCAGAGAAAGGAUCAUUUUGGUAAAGAAAAUGGUGAUGUCUGUGAAUCAAGUCUUGGUGAAGAACUUGAUCCAUGGACUGCAUGGGCAUACAAACCUCGAACCAUUUCAAUGUUACUAAUUGGUGCAUGUUUUCUCAUUUGGGCUAGUGGAGCACUAGAUCCGGAAAGUGGUGCGUCUGGAGAUGUGGUUAUGUCUGUGAAAAGGGGCAUUUGGGCGAUGAUUGCUGUUUUUCUUGCUUAUUGCUUGCUGCAAGCUCCAUCUACGGUUCUUAUUCGGCCACAUCCUGCAAUUUGGCGCUUAGUUCAUGGCAUGGCUGUCAUUUACCUUGUUGCUCUUACAUUUUUACUAUUUCAGAAGCGUGAUGAUGCUCGGCAAUUCAUGAAGUUUCUACAUCCUGAUCUUGGUGUUGAACUUCCAGAGAGAUCUUAUGGAUCUGAUUGUCGCAUAUAUGUUCCAGAAAAUCCCACAAGCAGGUUUAAGAAUGUUUAUGAGACUCUUUUUGAUGAAUUUGUUCUAGCUCAUAUUAUUGGAUGGUGGGGCAAAGCUAUACUGAUCCGCAAUCAACCUCUUCUUUGGUUGCUUUCGAUUGGAUUUGAAUUGAUGGAGCUUACCUUCCGCCACAUGUUGCCAAACUUCAAUGAAUGCUGGUGGGACAGUAUUAUACUUGACAUUUUGCUCUGCAAUUGGUUUGGUAUAUGGGCAGGAAUGCAUACUGUUAGGUACUUUGAUGGGAAAACAUACAAGUGGGUUGGUCUAAGUCGUCAGCCUAACAUUAUUGGAAAAAUGUAUUUUCAGGUUAAACGAACAUUGGGUCAAUUUACACCAGCUCAGUGGGAUAAAGAUGAGUGGCAUCCCCUGCUUGGUCCGUGGCGUUUCAUUCAAGUUCUUACUCUUUGCGUUGUGUUCCUUACAGUAGAGCUUAACACAUUCUUUUUAAAGUUCUGCCUUUGGAUUCCUCCUCGAAAUCCUGUCAUAGUGUAUAGGUUGAUAUUGUGGUGGCUAAUUGCAAUUCCAACAAUUCGUGAAUACAAUUCAUACCUUCAAGACAGAAAUACAGUGAAGAAGGUUGGUGCAUUUUGUUGGCUUUCUGUUGCUAUUUGUAUUCUUGAACUUCUUAUUUGCAUCAAGUUCGGCAAUGGAUUGUAUCCGAAAUCCAUGCCAUUAUGGCUCGUCGUCUUCUGGGUAUCUGCAGGAGCUGCGCUCAUUAUAAUUCUGAUUGUUUGGUCCUGGCAAUUGCAUCAAACUUUUAAGAGAAAGAGGCAAUGAUUUUGCACUGAGCUACAUUAAUUCUUUGAUUCCUUUCCAGUUUUUGAGGUAUCCAUCUGGGUUGUAAAUACUGGUCGUCUUUAUUAAUUGUAAAUGCUUAUUCUCUUAGCUUAGUGCAUCACAGUUUCUUGAGCAGAGAAUAUCUCUAUUCUUUCUCGUUAGGCAGUGGGAAAAAUGCUUCUUUUAGAAGGGCUCAUGAGUUACUGCUUUGUCACCGUUACCGGCAAAUUUUUCCCUAGUCCGAGAAUGAGCCAUUUUAUAAUUUCAAUUUACAUGUAAUUUUUUUUUUCCUGUUUUGUUGUGUGAUUCAAGAAAUAUAUAUACGAAUUGUUGUGUUCCAUUUUUUGAUCACCCUGCUAUAUAAAAGUGCCAUGUAAUAAUGGCUUCCUUGUUUUCUCU